Trichoplusia ni (cabbage looper) is the source of this 1003-nucleotide messenger RNA. RefSeq lists its product as uncharacterized. Lineage: Eukaryota; Metazoa; Arthropoda; Insecta; Lepidoptera; Noctuidae. The coding region runs from base 76 to 486 and encodes 136 amino acids. The transcript has 2 exons. The record is from RefSeq and is a predicted model, not a curated record.
ACAAUCGCAGCCAAUCGUUCCGUCAGUACCGCGAGUGGCGCGUGCGCACGUCUUUUCCAGAUAACCUGUUAUAAAAUGGCCGAUCCAAUGUCAACACCAAUAAAUAAAAUAUCAAGAGAGAAUUUGACUGUGUUAAUAGCUAAUAAUGUGUUAAAUAGUUCCAUUGAAUUUGUAUCCGAUUGUGAUAUGAUGGAGACAGAUUCGCCAAUAAGAAAACCCAGCGGACAACCAAUCAGCAAAAAGCUAUUCCAUUCACCGAUGGCGGAGAGCCCUAACGAACCCACUUUCAGAACCGGUGAACGAACUAGGAAAGCGAAGAAGCGAAAACAAAUACUCAUCCCAGACAACAGCGAAGGAAUCAAACGAGCAUACGUCAAAGAGUGCGACAAGGACGGCUAUAGCCCUGACGCGCGGGGCGGAAUGAGAAAGAAGGUGUUGAUCAGUCUCUUCCAUAAUAAGGAAUAUUCAAUGGAUUUUGGCGCGUGAAUUUGAAAUUCGAAUGUGUUGUUAGUUAGGUAAAUGGAGUAGGUCCUUUCGCGCCAAUGUGAUUUUAGUUAGAGAAAUUACAAUUAUUGAAAGCUUUUCGUAAACUAAUUAUAUUGCGAAUCUGUAUUAAUUAAAAAUAGAUAGUAAAUAAUAACAACCUUUGAGUUUCGUGUUAUGUUAGACCAAAAUGCAUUUUUAGAAUUUAAUCAUACUAGUUAUAAUAACUUCCGAAUUUAUAUUCUUUGUGUUAUAUUCUAGGCAGAUACUAUGUUAUAAAAAUUCCAGUCUUCCAUUUCAGUUUAUGUCUUUAUGAGCAAUAUUUAAUUAAAUUAGCCUUAUUCUUAAUAUGUCACUCUCACGUCGUCGACAUCCUCUGCACUUGUUCAAAUUUAUGUAUGUGUUUACAGGCCAAUUAGACUUGUUCUUUAAUAUUAAUAAAAUAAAAAUCGUGCCAUAUAAUGAAUUUACUUAGUGUAAAUAUAGAAUUAUUGUUAAUUAAAUAAUGUACAUACUCAAA